This is a messenger RNA of Limulus polyphemus (Atlantic horseshoe crab), 769 nucleotides long. RefSeq lists its product as uncharacterized. NCBI's taxonomy places the organism in Eukaryota, Metazoa, Arthropoda, Merostomata, Xiphosura, Limulidae. The record is from RefSeq and is a predicted model, not a curated record. Bases 176 to 769 code for a protein of 197 amino acids. The transcript has 3 exons.
AUUUAUUACUUUAUUUUUGGGUGUUUUUUUCCACAAUUUCAGUUUAGCAUUACUUCAUCCAUCAACCAGCCUGGUAACAGGACCUUCAAGUGAGGAUACUGACUCAGCUUCUUGUAUUAAUAAUGAAUGGAAAAAGUCAGCUUCUCAAGCUGAUUACAAUGAUCCUGCUGGUGGAAUGACUAGAUUAAGAAGUUCUAGAAUCCCUAUAAAUAUCAUUUACUUCAACUCGGAACAUAGGUCUUCUAGCUCACCACGACCUCUGAGAAGCUGUAGCUUGGCAUAUUCAAAAAGGUGCUCAACUAAUUCAUCUGACAUUAUUACCCAAAACAUUUUGGAUCAUUUUAUUCUGACAAACUCUUUACACACAGUUAAUAAUGUGAGGGCUAAUAAGGAGACCAAUGUGUACAGCUGUACUGGAAUAGCAGUUACACCAGCAUCCGGGAGAAUCAGACACAGUCCUCUUCUUUACUGCUGGAGAUGUUUGGUACAGGAACUACCAGUUAGUUGUCUUCAAUGCAAAAGGGUAUCUCCUGCCAAAGCUCAGUUGGGCAUACAUCCAAGUGAAGUGAUCAUAAGGAAUGAAAAAGAGCAACUAGCUCUUAAUACAAAACAAAUGGAGGAGAGAAUGCAAGAGUUAGAAAAUGAAUCUUUUCAACAGAUGAGUCAACUUGAAAAAUGGGGAAAGGAAUAUUUACAGGCUCCUGGCUUACAUGUGACAAGUUUUGUUAUUCUGGGUAGGAAUAUUUACAGGCUCCUGGUUUACAUGUGA